CGGGACUCAGAGUUUAAGGCUCCUCUCCCAUAGAGCAACUCUGCACAACCCAAGCAGACCAACUUUGGGACUUUGAAUGAACGUAUUUACAUCCACCUUUCUCUUCAUGUCGACUUUUCUGGAAACAUUCACACGGAUGCCAUGGUUACUCCUACCACGAUCUUACAGGUGAACAAGGUGAUGUCCAUCUUGUUUUAUGUGAUAUUUCUCGCUUACCUUCGUGGCAUCCAGUCUUCCAACAUGGAUCAAAGGAGUUUGCCAGAAGAUUCAAUAAAUUCUCUUAUUAUUAAACUCAUUCAGGCAGACAUUUUAAAAAACAAGCUUUCUAAACAGAUGGUAGACAUUAAGGAAAACUAUCAAAACACGGUGCAGAAAACAGACACUCAGCAAGACAUGGACGGAGAGGAAAAUGUGAAAUCAGACUUCCAGCCAGUUAUCUCAGUGGAUACAGAUCUCUUGAGGCAGCAGAGACGCUACAACUCCCCCCGAGUCCUCCUGAGUGACAACACGCCGCUGGAGCCACCGCCACUGUACCUCAUGGAGGAUUACAUCGGGAAUUCCGUGGUGGUGAACAGAACCUCCCGGCGGAAAAGGUACGCGGAGCACAGGGGCCACCGGGGGGAAUACUCCGUUUGUGACAGUGAAAGUUUGUGGGUCACGGACAAAUCCUCUGCCAUCGACAUCAGGGGACACCAGGUGACUGUUCUGGGAGAAAUCAAAACGGGCAACUCUCCGGUUAAGCAAUACUUUUACGAAACGAGGUGUAAAGAGGCCAAACCGGUAAAAAACGGCUGCCGCGGCAUCGAUGACAAGCACUGGAACUCCCAAUGCAAGACAUCCCAAACUUAUGUCAGAGCACUGACUUCAGAAAACAACAAACUGGUGGGCUGGAGGUGGAUAAGGAUAGACACCUCCUGCGUGUGCGCCUUGUCCAGGAAAAUAGGAAGAACAUAGAUCUGCAUCUCUUUGCUAUAUAAAUUAUUACUUUA
This is a messenger RNA of Lonchura striata (white-rumped munia), 989 nucleotides long. RefSeq names its product neurotrophin 3 (gene NTF3). Gene Ontology annotation, molecular function: growth factor activity; nerve growth factor receptor binding. Gene Ontology annotation, cellular component: dendrite; axon; synaptic vesicle. The record is from RefSeq and is a predicted model, not a curated record. NCBI's taxonomy places the organism in Eukaryota, Metazoa, Chordata, Aves, Passeriformes, Estrildidae. Gene Ontology annotation, biological process: nerve growth factor signaling pathway; neuron projection morphogenesis; modulation of chemical synaptic transmission.